GUUCGGUGUUUUGAUGAUCCCUACCUUAUUGACCGCAACUUCUGUAUUUAUUAUCGCCUUCAUCGCUGCCCCUCCAGUAGAUAUUGAUGGUAUUCGUGAGCCUGUUUCUGGUUCUUUACUUUAUGGAAACAAUAUUAUCUCUGGUGCUAUUAUCCCUACUUCUGCGGCGAUCGGAUUGCACUUUUACCCAAUUUGGGAAGCUGCAUCUGUUGAUGAGUGGUUAUACAAUGGUGGUCCUUAUGAGCUAAUUGUUCUACACUUCUUACUUGGUGUAGCUUGUUAUAUGGGUCGUGAGUGGGAACUUAGUUUCCGUCUGGGUAUGCGUCCUUGGAUUGCUGUUGCAUAUUCAGCUCCUGUUGCAGCUGCUACAGCUGUUUUCUUGAUUUACCCUAUUGGUCAAGGAAGCUUUUCUGAUGGUAUGCCUUUAGGAAUCUCUGGUACUUUCAACUUUAUGAUUGUAUUCCAGGCAGAGCACAACAUCCUUAUGCAUCCAUUCCACAUGUUAGGUGUAGCUGGAAAUAAUUAG
Molecule: messenger RNA, 526 nt
Organism: Triticum aestivum (bread wheat)
Lineage: Eukaryota; Viridiplantae; Streptophyta; Magnoliopsida; Poales; Poaceae
Product: photosystem II protein D1
Exons: 1
Coding region: 14-526 (170 amino acids)
Biological process (GO): photosynthesis, light reaction; photosynthetic electron transport in photosystem II
Cellular component (GO): chloroplast thylakoid membrane; photosystem II
Source: RefSeq, a predicted model, not a curated record